CUGUCGGCUUUCGUGAAACAGCAGAAAAUCAGCGUACACAUUCCGGAUUAGUCUGUUCGUUACUGAAUUUGUUAGUUUGUCGUGAUUAAUCCAAGCGGAACUCAGCCUCAGUAUGACUACCGAUAAUGCUCGCGAUCUUGAGGCGCCCGGGUUCAGUUUCGAAAAUUGUCGCAGAAAUGCCGAACUGGUGAAGCAAGGAUUCGUUCCACCGAAGGCUAUAAAAACCGGAACAACCAUUGUUGGGAUUGUUUACAAAGAUGGUGUAAUCCUGGGAGCCGAUACUCGAGCUACCGAGGGACCCAUUGUUGCUGAUAAGAACUGCGAGAAAAUCCACUACCUGGCCAAGAAUAUGUACUGCUGUGGAGCAGGUACGGCUGCUGACACGGAAAUGACCACCCAGAUGAUAUCGUCGAAUUUGGAGUUGCACCGGUUGAAUACGGGACGAACGGUACCCGUAGUGGUUGCUAACGUCAUGUUGAAGCAGUUCUUGUUUCGCUACCAGGGGCACAUCAGUGCUGCGCUUGUUCUGGGCGGUGUUGACAAUACUGGGUCGUACAUUUAUUGCAUCUAUCCACACGGUUCGACCGACAAGCUGCCGUACGCUACGAUGGGAUCGGGUAGUCUAGCGGCGAUGUCCGUAUUCGAGUCCCGCUGGAGGCCAGAUAUGGAAGAGGAGGAAGGCAAGAAAUUGGUACGCGAUGCUAUUGCUGCUGGCGUUUUCAACGAUCUGGGAUCCGGCUCAAACAUCGAUCUGUGUGUGAUCCGUAAGGAUGGUGCGCAGUAUCUGCGAACGUACGAGGAAGCCAAUAAGAAGGGUACACGUUCGUUGGCUUACGAUUUCAAGCCAGGAACUACGGCCGUUCUUGAGAGCAAGUAUUUCAAGAUAGAUGUUACCGAGGAAUGUGUGCGCACGCUGAUUCCGGUUGGCGGUGUGGAGAGUAUGGAUACGGCUUAGGGUUGGUGGGAUUCUUUAUCUUUAUGAUUCAAUCUAUUGGAAUAACAAUAAACAUCCAUUUUCAGACAA
Molecule: messenger RNA, 1024 nt
Organism: Topomyia yanbarensis
Lineage: Eukaryota; Metazoa; Arthropoda; Insecta; Diptera; Culicidae
Gene: Prosbeta2
Product: proteasome subunit beta type-7
Exons: 2
Coding region: 113-955 (280 amino acids)
Cellular component (GO): proteasome core complex
Molecular function (GO): threonine-type endopeptidase activity
Source: RefSeq, a predicted model, not a curated record